Molecule: messenger RNA, 1467 nt
Organism: Enterobius vermicularis (human pinworm)
Lineage: Eukaryota; Metazoa; Nematoda; Chromadorea; Rhabditida; Oxyuridae
Source: the annotation of a GenBank genome assembly
AUGACUCAAUUUUUUGCAAUUAAACCACUUUUAAUUGUUGCUUUAUAUAUUCAUCAGUUGAUUUACAUUGCAGGUCCAUUUUUUGGUUCUCAUUUUUUGAUGGGUGGUGAGCGUUAUGAAGUUGGUAAACCCGAGGCAUUUCUUUUUGGAGAAAAUUCCGACCUUGAUUUUCUCGAAGGCAAACCAGCCCAGUUCCCUUAUAUGAGACAGCCUGUUACUGACCCAGUUAAAACCUUAAAUGCACUUAUUAACCUUCGCCGCGAUUCUGUCAAGCUUGUGAAAGUGAAAAAUAGGGAUUCUGAAAGCAUGGAAGAAGACAAGGAUUACUUUACCAUUGAAUUUUGUUUUGAUUGCGACAGUGCCUGCUACGUUCAAAUUCACUUUUUUGCUACCGAAACAAUUCGAAAUGGUUGUGUUACGUUUCUUUAUCAGUAUCCAGACUUGAAACCAUCACCACAGUAUUACUUUGAUGUUGGUGCUGAACAGCACUUCAAUCAAUACGUUAUUAAGCAAGAUUUAUUCACUGAUUUCAAUAUGCACUAUGAAGCAGGAUUGUAUUUUCCGAUAGUUAUCGAGCUCCGUACUGUUGAUUGUGGAGUUGAGCAGGUUCAGACAACUAUGGCAAGUGUCAAUCUUUCAACUGACCAAAACGCUACCUUCGUCAUGAAGCCUCUAAAACAGAAAUUGAUUGCUGAUGGCGUUAUAUAUCUUUUACAAGAAAUAUAUGGGAUAGAAAAUAAAGAGCAUGAUCUUAAUGAUGAGAACGGUUCUGAAUGCAUAAUUUGUUUGUCUGAUAUACGGGAUACAGUUAUAUUACCUUGUCGACAUCUAUGCAUUUGCAACGCAUGUGCUGAAACACUUCGUUACAGGCAAAAUAGUUGUCCUAUUUGUCGGUCACCAUUUCGCGCUCUUCUGCAACUGAAGACAAUGCGGGUUGUUAGCAGCGUUCCAAUAACAGACCAAUAUUGUUCCACACAGCAUACACGCUCACAGACUAGGUUCAUCUGUUCUGUAUUUAGAUACGAAACAAUGACAUUGGUUGAAGCACUAAAUGGCCCCAUAAGUCACAUUCAAUCCUGCAUUGUUCCAACAGCUCCUCCCGCCUCCGAAGAUGAUUCUGCGUAUGAGUCUUCUGCAGCUAUCAACCAAAGCCCUAUAAAAGCGCUCAAAGAAACUCGAGGAGUACUUUUUAUUUCUCUUUUAUUUGCUAGGUCUUUUGUAGAAAAAAAUGCUUUUUCUACAAGCGAUCAUGAUUUGGAAACUGAUGAGAAUGCUGUGUACAUUGAAAUGAAAUCUACAAGUGAAUUCUGCCAUCGCGCCAGUUAUGCGGAGGGCAGCGAUGGGGCUUCUGCAAGCGAUUCGUGUUGUGAGGUGAGUGCUGGAGGUUCUCAGAGAAUAGAAGCUGAAGUUGCUGAAGAGAGCGAGGAACCUAAUUCUGUUGUGAUAGAAGUUGCUAAUGACAAAUGA